Molecule: messenger RNA, 746 nt
Organism: Cajanus cajan (pigeon pea)
Lineage: Eukaryota; Viridiplantae; Streptophyta; Magnoliopsida; Fabales; Fabaceae
Product: expansin-like A2
Cellular component (GO): extracellular region; plant-type cell wall; plasmodesma
Source: RefSeq, a predicted model, not a curated record
CGCACCCCCACACCCCCCUUCCCUUCACUCCAACAAAUCGGCGUCGUUUACAGAGGAGAAACCCUCGCAACCAUCCCAACCAAUACCUCCUAUAUUCUUCUAACCUAAACUUGCUAUGCUAUAUUUAUACCUUGCUUUCUGAACCACACCCUCAAACCAAUCACAAUCACAAACCAUGACUUUCUUUACUUGCUUCUUUUUCUUCCUUCUUGCUUCAUCAGCCACUGCUUGUGAUCGCUGCCUUCAACAAUCCAAGGCUUCCUAUUUCUCCAAAGCUUCUGCUCUUUCAUCUGGGGCAUGUGGGUAUGGCUCUUUGGCACUAGGCUUAAGUGGUGGACACCUUGCAGCUGGUGUGGCUUCUCUCUUCAAAGAUGGAGCCGGUUGUGGUGCCUGCUUUCAGAUACGAUGCAAGAAUCCAACUGUGUGCAGCAAAGAAGGCACCAGAGUGGUGUUGACUGAUCUCAAUCACAAUAAUAAAACUGACUUUGUGCUCAGCAGUAGAGGGUUGCGAGGGUCUCUCCUGCUGGUUGGGAUGGUUGCGAGGGUUUUCUCCUGCUGUAAACGACGAUUUGUUGGGGGUGCGAGGAAGGGGGUGUGGGGUGUGGGGAACGGGGGUGGAAAAAGAAGUGUAAAUUUAAGAGUUGAAAAAGAAGUGUAAAUUUAAGAGUUUCAUUUUUUAUAAGGAUAAUUUAGACAUUUUAUAUAUUUUUUUUAAAAAAGGGGUGUGUUUAUACAAGAGUGGAGGU